This is a messenger RNA of Bufo bufo (common toad), 2086 nucleotides long. RefSeq names its product cis-aconitate decarboxylase-like. The record is from RefSeq and is a predicted model, not a curated record. Lineage: Eukaryota; Metazoa; Chordata; Amphibia; Anura; Bufonidae. The coding region runs from base 74 to 1570 and encodes 498 amino acids. Gene Ontology annotation, molecular function: lyase activity. The transcript is spliced from 6 exons.
AGAAACUAGACGGCAAUACAACAGGACAACUCAAAACUCAACUCUGCAGCUCAGAAGACACCUUGUGCUCAAGAUGCUUUCCACCCUUGUCCAUAGCACCAAGAAAAUUCCUGAACUAUCAAGACACAUUCACAAGUCAGCUGCGAAAGUGGUUAUUGGAAACCAGUUGGAAGACACGGUCACAAACAGUUUUGCAUCAUUUGUUAAUGGGACACGCCCAGAGCAUCUGUCUGAUGUCGUCCGCCACAGAAGUAAACGUAUGAUACUGGACAACAUUGGCGUGGGACUGGUUGGCAGCACAACACAUGUCUUUAACAUUGUGCUGAAAUACUGCCAGGACCUACAUUUCUCGGCUCAUGGCAAUUCUACCCUCUGUUCAGUCUUUGGCCAAAAAGGUUUGAAGCUCUCACCAACCCUGGCAGCCUAUGCCAAUGGAGUUGCUGUUCACUCCAUGGACUUUGAUGACACAUGGCAUCCUGCCACUCAUCCAUCAGGCGCUGUGCUUCCUGCCAUUCUGGCACUGUCUCAGAUGCUUUCACAUGCCAGAAGAGUCAGUGGUGAGGAGCUCCUGACAGCUUUCAAUGUGGGCAUUGAAAUACAAGGAAGACUGAUGAGUUUUUCUAGUGAGGCAAAGAAUAUUCCUCAAAAGUUUCAUCCACCUUCUGUUGUUGGCACCAUGGGGAGUGCAGCAGCUUCAGCCAAGCUCCUUUCAUUAAACAAAGAUCAAUGCACCCACGCCCUGGCAAUUGCAGCCUCUCUCGCUGGUGCUCCAAUGGCAAAUGCUGCCACUCUAGCCAAGCCAUUACACAUUGGUAAUGCAACUAGGUUAGGUCUUGAAGCCGCCAUUCUGGCUGCUAACGGUAUGGAGGCCAACUCUCUCAUACUUGAUGAGGUGCCUGGCUGCUCUGGUUUUAGUGCUUUUUAUAGUGACUACCAGCCUAAGGCCCUCACCUCACCAGGAAAGCAGUAUGAGUUUCUUCUUGAGAAGCAAGACAUUGCUUUCAAGUCUUUUCCAGCACAUUUAGGAAUGCACUGGAUAGCUGAUGCUGCUGUUUCAGUGAGAAGCAGGUUUGAAGAGCAAUAUGGAUCAUUUGACCCAUCCACUAUCCAGACAAUUGUUCUUAGAAUUCCAGUCUCUAAAUACAUUAACCGACCCUAUCCAGAUUCAGAACAUCAGGCUCGUCACUCCUUCCAGUUCAAUGCCUGCACUGCACUGUUAGAUGGUGAAGUAAAUAUCAGGUCUUUCCAUGAAGACAAAAUAUUGCGUAAGGAAAUCCAUAACCUGCUGAGCAAAGUGGUAGUGGAACACCCACAAGACAAUGAAGCCAACUUUGACAAGAUGUAUGGAGAAGUGGUCCUGCUGCUGAAAAAUGGAGACGUGAUGAUUGAAAAAUGUCACACUUUUUAUGGGCACUGGAGAAAACCUCUGAGCCGAGAAUCUCUACUGAAGAAAUUUUUGUCCAAUGCUAGACACGUCCUACAGGAGGACCAAAUUGAAGGUGUAAUACAGAUGGUAGAAAAUCUAGAAAGUGUCACAGACAGCUCACAGUUACCACAUCUGCUCCAGUAAAUUUUCAAAAGAAAAUUAUUUUAUUAUAUGCAAUAUUUUGUAGUUAAAAAGGGGACAAGAAAAAAUUUCAAUGCACCAUAUGCAAGGAGCUGGAAAUGCAAAGCAAGAGCCUGCCCUGUUUCUGUUGCCACACACAGACACACAAAAAAUAUGAAACUAAAAGGUUUAGUAGGGCCUCACCCCUGCUUUCCUUUCUUAGGGUGGGUUCAGACAUUGCAUUUUUUGAGCCAAAGCAAGAAGUAGGUUCAAAGGGAAUGAAAAAAAUAUAUAUAUAUAUAAAGGAAAAACUCCUAUCUGCUGAAUCCCUUAUUGGCUUUGACUUCAAUGGGUCUGCAUUUUGCAGCAAAGUAUGGGACAUCUUUUGUGGAACAGACAUAUGAAUGCGAACAGCACAUGGAUGCCGUUCGAGCACUGUGCGCAUCUGUAUGUCCGUUCUGCAAAAAACAGAACCUGCUUUAUACUUUUCCGGACUGCAAACCCAUUAAAGUCAAUGUGUCUGCAAGAAAAUGUGGAUGC